This is a messenger RNA of Cordyceps fumosorosea ARSEF 2679, 876 nucleotides long. RefSeq lists its product as hypothetical. The record is from RefSeq and is a predicted model, not a curated record. Bases 1 to 876 code for a protein of 291 amino acids. NCBI's taxonomy places the organism in Eukaryota, Fungi, Ascomycota, Sordariomycetes, Hypocreales, Cordycipitaceae. The transcript is spliced from 2 exons.
AUGGACGGCGCAUUUGCUGCGAUGCCGAGGCAGGCUCGUGUCUUUGAGUCGAGCUUACACACCACUGCUUGCAAAACUGCCUCUUUCGACUAUCUAGUCAGAGACAAACUUAACCAAAUUGUCCGCGACUUUCACAGCAUGGGCACCGACUCCCCUUCAAUGCCGCCUGCCCCCGGCCCGCUACUCUCUGAGGCGUCGGCCACCCUCCUUCGGGAGCUGGGAGACUACUUUACCCGUACAGCCCAGAUGUGGUCGACGAUGACCCAUAAUCUCCUUCAGGGACCGCAUAUUGAUCAGAUUUCGAGGGACGUCAACGUCCGUUCAGCCACUGAAACCCGUCUGGCGGAUUUGUCAACCAUUGCCGCCGUUGAUGUUGAGCUCGGUCGCUUACGCAAAAUUCGCGACUUAACGGCUAAAUUUUCCAAAGAUGUCCAAGCAGUUUGGCGCCCAGAGGAGUCUGUUCCGGACCCUUCUUCGUCCAGUCAAGCUGAGCGUGGGGGACAAUUCCCACUAGCAGCCACAACGCUGUCUUCACCAAGCCAAGACGCUCGUUUCAUCCCAAGCAGCCACACUGACGGCGACAGCUUCAACACAUUGGCCGGUGGCAUGGCUGAGCAGAUGGAUCUUGGUAAGGAAGACGACUCGGACUCAGACUCUGGAGAUGAGGAGCUCUUCUCCAGCAUCAAUAUGGACGCACUCAAGCAGAGAGGCAAAGGGACAUACAUGUGCCCCAAGGGAACGAAAUGCGACAAAGGCGGCGUCGACAGAGACGGCAAGGUUAUAAUCUUUGACCGUAACUCAUCAUUUGCGUACGUGCCCAAAUUCCAUCUCGGCUUCAGGAAGGGUCAGGCACGAUGGCCGAGCCGCAUGACAUGA